Molecule: messenger RNA, 4500 nt
Organism: Alternaria burnsii
Lineage: Eukaryota; Fungi; Ascomycota; Dothideomycetes; Pleosporales; Pleosporaceae
Product: glycosyltransferase family 90 protein
Exons: 9
Biological process (GO): transmembrane transport
Molecular function (GO): transmembrane transporter activity
Source: RefSeq, a predicted model, not a curated record
GCGGUAUUCCUAUCGCAUCACGAGCACAACAUGGGUUUCCUCCGGAGGCCUACACUGCGCAGUCGCGACGAUCAGAGGACGCGCGCUGCUGAACUCACUUUGCGCGAGUCCAUUUAUCCGCUCUGCCUCGUCACCAUUCUUUUCUUUCUCUGGGGUUUCUCGUAUGGUCUCAUUGAUACCUUGAACAAGCACUUCCAGGAGGUCCUUGGUAUAACCCGCGCUCGCUCGUCCGGCUUGCAGGCAGCAUACUUCGGCGCAUACCCACUUGCUUCACUCGGACAUGCCAACUGGCUACUGCGCCACUGGGGUUACAAAGCCACCUUUAUCUGGGGACUGUGCCUGUAUGGUCUGGGUUCUCUGCUCGCGUGGCCAUGCCUCGUAUACCGUUCGUUUGGCGGCUUCUGCGUAGCUAUCUUCGUGAUCGGCAAUGGACUAGGUUCGCUAGAGACAGCAGCGAACCCCUACCUAGCUGUCUGCGGGCCGCCCAAAUAUUCUGAAAUCAGAAUCAACAUCGCGCAAGCCUUCAACGGUAUUGGCACUGUGGUCGCGCCAGUUCUUGGGUCCUAUGUCUUCUUCAACCACGUGGGAACCGAUCAAGCAUCCCUUGAAAAUGUGCAAUGGACAUAUCUCGGUAUCGCAUGUUUCGUCUUUGCCCUUGCGAUUUUGUAUUACUUUACAGAAAUUCCUGAGAUCACUGAUGCCGACAUGGCUUUCCAGGCUGAGAGUACCCAUGCAGGUACUGACGUGAAGCCUUUCCACAAGCAAUACCGCUUGUUCCAUGCGACCUUUGCUCAGUUCUGCUACACCGGAGCGCAGGUAGCUAUAGCUGGAGCGUUCAUCAACUACGUGGUAGAGACGCGAGUUACAUCCAGCGGCGAAACAGACAGCCCGACAGCAGCCCGUUUCCUCGCUGGUGCACAGGGCGGUUUCACCGUGGGCAGAUUCGUGGGUAGUGCCCUCAUGAAGUUUGUCAAACCGCGAUGGGUAUUCCUCGUCUUCAUGACGAUGUGCAUCGUCUUCGUUAUCCCAGCUAUUACCGAGCGAGGCAAUACUGGUAUGAGCAUGCUCUACAUGGUACUCUUCUUCGAAAGUAUCAUCUUCCCGACGAUCGUUGCGCUCGGCAUGCGCGGACUGGGCAAGUAUUCCAAGCGUGGCUCAGGUUUCAUCGUGGCUGGUGUCUCUGGUGGUGCUGUCGUACCUCCGCUGCUAUUUGGCGCCAGUGACACGCUCGGAAAGGCAAGGCCUUUUGAAGGAUAUUCGCCAACUGCCAUUGCGAUGACUGUUCCACUAGCGUUCUUUGUCGCAGCAUGGAGCUACUCUUUCUGCGUCAACUUCGUGCCGGCCUACCGUAAUGUGGCAGAUAAGUUCUCGACGGCUGAGAUCGGCAUCAACAAUGCGCAUGCGAAUGAUCCGGAGAGUCAGAUGGAGCAGACGGAUGGCGGGAUCGCAACCACGAAGAAUGCGGCCGUCAUGGACAGAAAGGCGCUCCUCUUCCCGUGCGGCCUCGUCUUAGCAUCCGGUUACUUGAGCACUGCAACCCCCGUCGACUACUCCUUCGCCUUUGACAAGCCGCUGCACACGGUCGCCGUCGUCUUGCUGCUGACUGGCCUCGCCAUUGUCGCAAUUGAGGCCUGGUCGUCGCGCAGUAGCCAGCCGCCGCCGCCGACAAGAUAUAUCGCCAUAGCGCUGAACCAGGUCCAGAGCAGACAUGCCGCCGAAGAGAUAUGGACAGAGGCAGGCCAGCCAGGGAGACGGCGAGGCUGGAGUGUGAGGGCGGUUGGUGUCCUGCUGGCCGUCUUGUUGUUCGCAAUCUGCGGCCGCAUAGCCAUCUUCUACCGCGUUACCAAAGACGUCGAGUGCAGUGGUCCUUCUGCAUUAGCAUUUCUCCCUCUCGUCGCCGCCCUCUACCACAGCAUUCGUCACCCUAGCCAGCGACAAUACCCCGCCUGGAGUGCUGACACGCGCCCACGCACCCAGCUCGACUCCGUCUACAGCUUCAUCUUCAAUGGCUCCACACGCUACAUCAUUCCUUCGUUCCUGCUCUCCGUCAGCAGCUUCCUCGUCAUCAUCAAGUCCAGCGCAUUGCGCUCGACCUUUAUCUGCCCCAUCGCAGACUCGACAGCGACUACAAUACCUUCCCUUCAAUUCUUUGCCUUCUUGCUCGACAGUGUCAUUGUCCAGAUCUCAUACCGUCUGAUCGACGAUGGCAUCUCCGACGCCGACGACUCGACUAUCCACCUCCAGGAUGGUACCUCGAAUCACCUGCUAGUUGGCUUGACACUUACUGCAUCUUCUUUAGUCCUUCUUGUCGCAGGCAUCAUCAUAUACCCCGCCAUGCCCGAGCAUCGCGAGUGGAUGCUCUCAUUUCCGUCUGAAUAUCUCCUUGGUCUUUUGCGUUUAUCGUUGAUGAUACCCUUUAUGACGUUAUGUUUUCUCAAAUCGGCUCGAUUGUACGGCGUUAUGAGCGCAUUGCUCCUGGCCGCAUUUUCCUCUGCAUAUAUCGGCCUUCUUCGAGCCCUAGGCACCGGCGUUUCCUACUCGUUUCCACCAAAACCCACCGUUGGACUUGUUUUGUGUUUGACUUUACUCACCAUUGCGCUCAUCCUUUAUCUCGUCACAGAUACCAACAUCGAAACCCGCAUACGAUCAAAAGUGCCGGUUCGUCUGGGCAGGAACCAGUCGGCCGGUUUCAUCGUAUUGCUGAUCGCCUUCUCCAUCGGUGUCGUUGUAUAUCGCCGGCACGGUCCUGUUCUCGAGCACCCCAUCACUACUCUGAUCGACGUUGCGGCAGUCCAACACGAACGAUGGGCAUCGCAGGCUUACCGGAGUCGAUCUCUCACUGAGGCUGUUGUAAACUACCGGCAACGCUAUCAUCGCGACCCCCCACCCAAUUUUGACAAGUGGUAUCACUUCGCUAUCAGCCGAAAUUCCAUCAUAAUCGACGACUACGACAAUAUCGAAAAAGACCUGGCACCCUUCUCGUCUUUCAACGCCGACGACCUUCGACUACGUACUGCUACCGUCCUGGCCACGCAUGAAGGGGUGGGUGGGAUUCGCAUAAGAGACGGGAAGGUGGAGGUGUUCAACAAUGUACCCGAUACGCACCGUUGGAUGAUGGAUGGUGCGGCGACCAUGAUACAGCGAUUUGCUCAAUCCCUUCCUGAUAUGGACCUCGCAUUGAACCUGAAUGAUGAGAGUCGUGUCGCUGUACCGUACGAACGUUUACAGGAUGCACUGGAUAACCCGCAACCGUACCCUACACCGGAGCCUUCUCGUCCUACGAAGGAUUUCAGUGCUAAUCGUGCGGAAAAGUGGCCGGAUGUUGACCGCGUGCGAUCGGAUCCACAUUUCUUCAGCGACGCUCGCAUCAAGUCCUCGUUUGAGACAUACGGAUCCGUCGCCUGCCCACCCGAAUCGCGCGCGCGGAGAGAACGCCAUUGGUAUACAAAAUCGUUUUGCCACACCUGUACUCAACGUCACUCGAUGGGCGCCUUCAUAGCGAAUUGGAGUCUCUCGUCUGAGCCCUGUCAUCAGCCGGAUAUCGCCAAUCUGCAUGGCAUGCAUCUCAGUCCAGCUAGCCUGAUGGGUACUCAUGACAUGGUACCAAUCUUUAGUCAGAGCCGCGCUCCAGGUUAUGCCGAUAUCAGAUACCCAUCGCCGUGGAACUAUAUGGAAAAGACCAAGUAUGGAUUUGAUGAAAAGUUUCCUGAUCCUCACUUCCAAGAUAAGGUAGAUGUCCUUUUCUGGCGCGGGACGACCACUGAGGGCGUGACCACGCAAGGCACCUGGAAAGGUAUGCUUCGCCAGCGACUUGUGCAUCUGAUGAACAAUGAAACUUCCCGCCAACCGAUCCUCCUCCCGAAACCUGACCAUAGCGGCCAUCUAGAAUACAUGCUGAAACGCACGAGCGACAUCAAAAAACUUCUCGAGACUAAGACUGAUGUGCGCUUUGUCGGUCCGAUCGCGCGCUGCGCAGGGCAAGACUGCACCGGCCAGACACGCGAGUUCGGCUUUGGUGAUCCUAUCGAUUUCAAACAACACUGGCGCUACCGAUACUUGUUCGAUACUGAUGGCGCUGGCUUUUCUGGUCGGUUUAUUCCCUUUCUACAGUCCAACUCUGUCGUCUUCAAAGCUGCCCUCUUCCGUGAAUGGUACGAAGGCCGUCUCACAGCUUGGAAACAUUUCGUUCCUGUGGACCUCCGCUUGCACGACCUCUUCUCUUCACUCGCCUACUUUGGCGGAUACGGUGUUGAGGCAAGGAACAAACGCAUGAUGGAGGGCCAAAUCAAGGCAGCGGAGAAGAUUGCACGUGAUGGCAAAGUGUGGACUGAAAAGGUGCUGAGGAAAGAGGAUAUGGAGGUUUACAUGUUCAGGCUCUUGCUUGAGUGGGGGAGGCUGACAGAUGAUGCGAGGACUGAAGUAGGCUUUCGUAUAGAGAAGGGGAAAACGAGUGCUAGUGAGAGGAUGAGUAGUGUCCAGCGAGAGGUGGAAGAGUUGUGA